CAAGUGUAAAUUAGCAAAAGCGUGCCUUCACGGUUCUUCUUGUGUUGUUUCAUUUUGCAUUGUUUACGUCUUUUUCCCCAAUUUUAAUCCCAAAAACACCAUCAAUCUUUUGGUAUCUACCUCCAAUUCAUCAUGAACGACCUCUUAUCUGCAUUUAAUAGCCCUCAAAGAAGCACUCAUGGCGGUGGAGAUAUCGAAACAGGAAAGCGAUCCGCAGAGAUAGAGUUGGACGAGUUUUUUAAAAAGGUUCAACUCAUCGAGAACGAAUUCAAGAAACUUUAUACACUUCUGAAAAAACUACAGGAUUCUCACGAAGAAUCAAAAUCCGUAACCAAGGCUGCUGCCAUGAAAGCGAUCAAGAAACGAAUGGAAAACGAUGUGGAUGAAGUUGGAAGGAUAGCGCGUAUUAUCAAAGCGAAAAUCGAGGAACUUGAUAAGGAGAACUUGACGAAUAGACAAAAACCGGGAUGUGGACAAGGAACCGGUGUAGACAGAUCAAGAACCGCAACGACUCUUGCCUUGAAAAAGAAAUUUAAAGAUAAGGUGACAGAAUUUCAGACACUUAGAGAAAAUAUACAUCAAGAACAUCGCGCAGUUGUUGAAAGACGCGUCUUUACAGUAACGGGAACUAGAGCAGAUGAAGAGACAAUUGAUCGACUAAUAGAGACGGGUGAUAGCGAACAAAUUUUUCAAAAAGCAAUCCAGGAACAGGGGCGAGGCCAGGUGGUUGAUACACUUGCUGAGAUUCAAGAACGCCAUGAUGCGGUAAUAGAGGUAGAAAGGAAGCUUCUUGAUCUGCAACAGAUAUUUCAAGAUUUGGCUAUAUUAGUGGAUGCUCAAGGGGAAAUGCUAGACAAUAUAGAAACACAUGUGUCAAGUGCGGUUGAUCAUGUGCAAAGUGCGAACAAAGCCCUUCAAAAGACAAAGAAGCUACAGAAAAACACGAGGAAAUGGAUUUGUGUUUCGAUUAUGGUUUUGCUCAUAGUUAUCUCAGUUGUUCUUGUCGUUGUAGUCAAACCGUGGCAGAGUAACAAAGGUGCUUGAAUAGGCGCGGUUCUAGCUUAGCUUUGCAAAACAUUACAUAACCGAUUACUUGUACAAAAUGAGACCAUUUAUAUGACCUUGUAUGUCUUGAAGUGCUUCUUCAUAUGAAUGUAUGAUCAGAAAUCAUUGUCA
Helianthus annuus (common sunflower) is the source of this 1176-nucleotide messenger RNA. RefSeq names its product syntaxin-132. Lineage: Eukaryota; Viridiplantae; Streptophyta; Magnoliopsida; Asterales; Asteraceae. The transcript has 13 exons. The record is from RefSeq and is a predicted model, not a curated record. Bases 133 to 1044 code for a protein of 303 amino acids. Gene Ontology annotation, biological process: exocytosis; intracellular protein transport; vesicle fusion. Gene Ontology annotation, cellular component: SNARE complex; endomembrane system; plasma membrane. Gene Ontology annotation, molecular function: SNAP receptor activity; SNARE binding.